AAUUAGUUCAGUCAACGCGGAGUUGCUUUAACCCCAAGUUAAGCGCAUGCACGAGGAUACAUAAAGCCCUGAUUAGAGCACAGAUUAAGCGAGUCACCAUGGAGACGGAGGGAAAGAAGGCGCGGUCAAUGUAUCUUACAGCGCUUGAUGGCAGCAUCUGCCGAUAACAUGCAAAUUUUAAAAGUAUCUGUACUGCAGUACAGAUACUGCAGUACCACGUGUACUCUGUUCAGCAGGCCCUGCACGUGUCGCUGUCGGUGCUCUGAAGGUUAUUCCAGAGUUGGCUCCGUUCCUCUUAAGCCUUUGGAAUAUUUUCAUGAACAGCUGCUUCCUACAGGAUCAUCAAAAGGUGCUGUGACCUUUGACCUUUUCACCUUUACAGGUCAGCAAUGAAAAUACUCCAGCAGAAAAGAGUUCAGACGUGUUGUCGUCUCUGCGGCUGAUGUGACAUCUGCGUGUCAAUAUUUGAGCUGUGGUUAACCAUCAAUCCGUCAGCUGCUCCUCCAUCCUCCAUUUUGCCCGCAGCCGUCGGACAGACAUGCUGCCGUCCACAGCCGUGACUCUGAGCGUUGGCGCUCUGCUCGUCUGCUCUGCGCUCAUCCAGUGUUCAGUGUUCUUGGAUCGGUCGGCGGCCGGCCAGAUCCUGCGCUCCUCCUCCAGGAGGCGACGAGCCAACUCGCAUUUCCUGGAGGAGAUGCUGCCCGGGAACCUGGAGCGGGAGUGUUACGAGGAGCGCUGCUCACUGGAGGAGGCCACAGAGAUCUUCCAGACCCAGGAGAAGACGAUGGAGUUUUGGUACAGAUACACAAAUCUGAACCCCUGUGGGACCAACCCCUGUCUGAACGGAGGCAUGUGCACCCUGGACCGAGGAGACUUCACGUGUCUUUGUCCUCCCCAGUAUCAGGGCAAGAUCUGCAACACAGUGGUGUUGGAGUGCCACUAUAGAAAUGGUGGCUGUAUGCAGUACUGCAGAGACCUGGCAGGUGGCGCUGGAGUUCAGUGUGGCUGUGCUGACGGAUACUUCCUAGAGAGUGACAGACAGAGCUGCUCCAAGACCGGUAACACUCCCAGGACCCACAUUGUAUUAGUAUUACUGCACAUAAUACUACAGUAAGUGCAGACGGGAUUUAUUACUUC
Messenger RNA from Pundamilia nyererei, 1137 nucleotides. Its product is annotated as coagulation factor IX-like. The transcript has 5 exons. Gene Ontology annotation, molecular function: calcium ion binding. Bases 539 to 1114 code for a protein of 191 amino acids. The record is from RefSeq and is a predicted model, not a curated record. Gene Ontology annotation, cellular component: extracellular region. NCBI's taxonomy places the organism in Eukaryota, Metazoa, Chordata, Actinopteri, Cichliformes, Cichlidae.